AUGACAACCGUUGAUUCUACCAUCGGUGACUCAAUCUCAACACUUCACCCCGACAUAAUCCAAAACCAUAUCUUGACCCGACUCGACGCUCCGGCGCUAGCCUCCACCGCAUCGACCUCUACUUAUCUCAAAACUCUCUGCACGGAGCAGAAACUCUGGCAAGAAAUCUCCACCGUCACGUGGCCUUCCAUCAACGAUCCACGUGUCGUCAAAGCCAUCUCUUCUUUCCCUUCCGGUUACCACUCUUUCUACUCCGACUCGCACCCGUUCACCGAACACACGUGGCAGCCGGAAACACAAGAUCCACCGACGACGGGAUUGAUCUCAGCCGUCGAUCUUUACUACAGAGGAGAGCUUAUCUAUUCGAAAGUUCAAGAUAUGGAGAAGGAGAGCGGUAAAUCUGUAGAAUGGUUUCUCUCAUCGCCGUUUCAGGUCGAUAUGGUCGACCCGAAAAGGACGGUUAAGACCCGGAUUCGAUAUCCAGGUGGGGAUUACCAAGUGUGGGUGAAAGAUAUGGAAGAGAGCAUGACACUUAACUGGAUAGUGAUCGAUCCGAUCAAGAAACGUGCGGCGAACAUAUCAAGUCGAAAGGCGGUGUCGGCGAGACGGAACUGGUUAACCGGAGACUUAGAGAUCAUAUUUUCGACGGUGGCGACGGUCGGGGAUAAGAAUGUGGCGGAGGUUGCGGCGGUUGUGUCGUGUGGCUCGGCGGAGACGUGGAAGGAGGUGGACGAGGAAGUGGGAGGAGAAGUGCACGUGACGGGCGUGAGGUUGCAAGCGGAGGACAUAGAAGGAAAGAGUUUGAGAGGGAGGGAUAGUUUGGUAAUUUUACAAGGGUUGUUGGUAGGGAAGAGAUGUUGUAAAGAUGGUGAAAGGAGAUGUAAAGGAAGGUAUGAGGAAUACGUGAGGAUGAAGAAACAGUGGAGAGAGAAGAAAGAGAGGAGUGAGAGAGCUCAAAACAUGAUUUGUAUGAUCUUUGGGUUGUUUUUGUUUGUGCUUUUGUGUUCAAGAUCUUUAUAUUCUUAA
Microthlaspi erraticum is the source of this 1026-nucleotide messenger RNA. The record is from the annotation of a GenBank genome assembly. Lineage: Eukaryota; Viridiplantae; Streptophyta; Magnoliopsida; Brassicales; Brassicaceae.